UUAAUGGAUCCGCAAAUUGUUCAAAUCAAGGCAACUAACUCGGAGAUUGAGCAAAAAAUCGAUACAUUUAUUGAUCACAAAAAAUCCGAGAUUAAUGAUAGUAAUAGGACAGAAUUUUUGCGAAAAUCGAGUAACCCUGAAGAAAUCAAUCGCAACAUUCAAAUGAAACUUGAUGUUGUAAACAAUGAGGAUGGACCCUUAGCGCGCUCAACGUUUUCAUCAGCACAUCAACGGAAUGAAACAAAUAAGACAUCACCAGCUUGUUUAUCAUCAGGAGUUGAAGAAAGAAUACAGAAUAUCGAAAAACAUUUAAAUGUACAAAUUGUUACACCGGUUCCUCUGGAUGUUUAUGCAAGAAUAAAAAUUUUGGAAGAUAAAAUUAUGCAACUCGAAAGGGAAUAUCCGCCUUGGGCAGCGUUAAAUUUUAAUCAGCCAAAUCGACAA
Molecule: messenger RNA, 444 nt
Organism: Racocetra persica
Lineage: Eukaryota; Fungi; Glomeromycota; Glomeromycetes; Diversisporales; Gigasporaceae
Source: the annotation of a GenBank genome assembly